GCAUGGGCAGUAAUUCGUAUGGGCAUUCAAAUUGCAAAAGGACACCGCCCAAGGAAGUGCUCAAUUGUCCAGGAGGCCAUUUCUGGUGUACUUGCUCAGCAAUGGUGGCCGUUGAGCCAGUAUAUAUAUCUUGAACGCCUUUUGGGCUGCCCCAGCAUUCUUGGCGCAAAAGGAGCGGCUUCGUGUACGUUGUUAGGCUGGCCGGCUGACUGGCUGUCGUUGCAGGCAACUAAGGUUGAGGGGAUCUUUUGUUUGGAAAUUCCCAAUGAUUCUUAACAGGUGUUCAAUUGCAACAGUGACGUUUGGACGAAUGGAAGGAAGAGUUGCCUGGCAAACAAUCUCUCUUUGGACCUGCACGGAAAGUAAGUGCGACUAACAGACUGACUAGGAAAGCAAAGAAUCAUGGACACUGCGAAUCCAACUGACGUGCCGAGAGCCAUGGAGACCGAACCAGCGGGAACCAUUGAGCGGCUCUUCAGCCGCGACAUGGCUUCCGAACUCCCAGCCAAGGAAGACACCAAUGCUGACGUGGCAAUGCCAUCCCCUCUGGACAGACUGUUCAGCCGCGACGUCGCAUCCGAACUCCCCGUCAAGGGAGACCCCAACGCUGACGCAGCAAUGACGUCUCCCCUAGAGAGGAUGUUCAGCAGAGACGCCGCCGCCGAUCUCGACGCCCCCCCGCCCGAGCCGCUCCAGCGUUUGUUCAGCAGGGACGCAGGAGAGGAGCUGACGGACGCCGCCGACGUCACGCUGACGUCACAGCGCGGCCUGACGCCCUUCGAGCGCGUCCUCAUGGGUGCGGCGGGGGGCGACGCCUCCGUGCAGAUCGCGCAGACGCAGACUUUGCCGGAGCGAGACGAGACCAUGAGUCCCACGUCAAUCCUGGAAACUGCCGGCGAGUCUGAGGGGGACACGCCGCUCGCGGCGAGCGUUUCUGAGCUGGAGGCGCUUGUCUUCAGCCCGAGCGGACCGAGGGAAGGGGCGGCGCAAGUGCCGGAGGGACCCCGGGGGAUGGAACACUUCCGGACAGCUCUCGACGCCCACGUGCGCCCCACCCCGCCCCCCCCCAACCCGCAGCUCCUCGCGCGCCGCGACCGCUACGAGGCCGCGCUCCUCGAGCUGAACGCGCAGUUCAAGGCCCGGUGGCUCGACUUCGACCAAUCGGUGGCCAUGGCCGAGCCGCACGCCUGGCCCGCCGACACUGCACUGACGCCUGGUAGAUCACCAACCGACCGCGUGCUAACCCCCGGUAGAUCGCCCACAAACCCAAGCUUAACCCCGGAAAGGUCACCGGUUAACCGUGCGGGGGAUCAAGCAGGGGAGACGAGGAGCGGUGUGAAUAGGCUUGGGGGCCUGCCGUCGCCCCUCGUGGUGGCCGGUCACACCUUCGACCCGGCGCUCAACUGCCCCACCCCCCCGGGGGCGUUAACGGCCCCGGCGUNACCCCCCCUCAGCGCGGAGGAAUUGGCGGGGUACCUGGCGAGUCUGGGAAUUGCGAUCAGUGCCGAGAAGGCGGCGAUUCUGGUGGGGGGGUACCAGGACGAGACCGAUGGGGAGCCGACACGUGUCAAGAUGCAGCGCCUGCGGAAGGACAUGCGGGUCGCGGUCGCGCGGUCGCUGAGACCGGUGCCCAGCCCCCGGGGGUCGUUUGUCGGUGCCCAUGCAAACGGGACGGGCUCUCCCGCUACGCCGACUGAAACGUCAGGAGCUGUAACCGCGGCGAUCGACGCCAUCCCUCUGCCGGCCCUCGCCCCGGUCAACGUCCGCAUCACAGGCGCGACCUCCCUGUCCAAAGGCAAGUCGCCCGCCGGACAGAAGAGCGCGUCCGGAUCGUCCGACGAGAGCCCCUGCAUCUGGUCGCCCAAGGUCGGCAUUCCGUCUCGACCGCUCGGGGCGACGCCGCCGGCCAUUGACGAAGCGCCAGAGGAGGAUUCCAGCCAGCACGGUGGUCAAGCAAUGGCAUAACUGGUUUUCUUUCAGCAUGCACGCGAACAGUUUGCAAAUUAACCAUAUCUGGUAACCCGGGGGUUUGAGCAGAGAAUCCGUUGACGGGUCUGACGAGGAUUUACUUACAGUUGUUGCAUACAGCGUAGCCUCGUGCUCGCGUCGAAAAUCGACUUUUGUCACGGCUAGCAUUGAGAUCUGGUGGACAAGUGAUAAGAAAAGAAGACGAGAAUUGCACGACGGGUUGUUUAGAAUGCGGGACCCUUCGUUACUUCGGCGCUCAGACUCUCAGCGCGCAGCAAGCUCUAGUGCGAGCUGGCGUGACUCCGCGUUGCGGCUCCUAGUGUGGCCUGGCAACCGUACAUCUUUGUUUGUUUCAGACCGGUCACGCGCCUUCAAAUUCACGACUGCCAGCAAACGGGACGCAAGCUCG
This is a messenger RNA of Klebsormidium nitens, 2377 nucleotides long. The record is from the annotation of a GenBank genome assembly. NCBI's taxonomy places the organism in Eukaryota, Viridiplantae, Streptophyta, Klebsormidiophyceae, Klebsormidiales, Klebsormidiaceae.